This is a messenger RNA of Penicillium verrucosum, 612 nucleotides long. RefSeq names its product glutathione S-transferase family protein. Gene Ontology annotation, cellular component: cytoplasm; nucleus. NCBI's taxonomy places the organism in Eukaryota, Fungi, Ascomycota, Eurotiomycetes, Eurotiales, Aspergillaceae. The record is from RefSeq and is a predicted model, not a curated record. Bases 1 to 612 code for a protein of 203 amino acids. The transcript has 3 exons. Gene Ontology annotation, biological process: translational elongation.
AUGCUGCUAGGGACAUCACCAAGACUACCAGAACUGCCUUGUUAUGCUGAUCUUUCCCGCGGAGGGAGCCCUUCGACACCCGCGUUCUUGGCAAAAUUCCCCCAUGGCAAAGUCCCAGCAUUCGAAAGGAAAGACGGUACCAUCAUAUUCGAUUCCGACGCCAUUGCGCGCUAUGUUGCCGAAAGCGGACCCUUAGCUGCCCAGCUUGUCGGCGAGACUCCGCAGGAACGUGCCGUCAUCCAACAAUGGAUUAACUUCGCCACCACCGAGAUUAUCACUCAAGUAACGCCGUUGGUGCUUUGGCGAUUCGGCGUUGCCCAGUAUGAUACCAAAGUCGAGGGGACGGCCUUUGAGCGUCUCGAGCGAACCCUUACAACUCUUGAGCACCAUCUACAGGGACGGGAGUGGGUUGCUACCGAGGACCGAUUGAGCCUGGCUGACGUUACUGUGGUAUCUUACCUCAUCUGGGGGUUUGCCGUUGUCAUUGAUGCAGAACUGAGGGCGAAGUAUCCUAGUGUAGUGGCUUGGUAUGAGCGUGUCUAUGCCAUGGUGGCUGUUAGGUUACCCCCAAUGUGUUUCUGUCCGAUGAAUAUAUUGGGAACAGUGCGCUGA